Messenger RNA from Lolium perenne, 1818 nucleotides. RefSeq lists its product as uncharacterized. Gene Ontology annotation, cellular component: cytoplasm. Gene Ontology annotation, biological process: L-tryptophan biosynthetic process. The record is from RefSeq and is a predicted model, not a curated record. NCBI's taxonomy places the organism in Eukaryota, Viridiplantae, Streptophyta, Magnoliopsida, Poales, Poaceae. Gene Ontology annotation, molecular function: tryptophan synthase activity; pyridoxal phosphate binding; L-serine hydro-lyase (adding indole, L-tryptophan-forming) activity.
GCACGAGGGGUUGAGCAGCCUGCAACAUUUAUAAACUACUCGUCCUACUCCACUCGGCAGCGUCUGGCAGCUAGCCGGGUUGACUAGUGCCACUACAGCAAUACUCAUCAGUAUACUCACUGAGCAGAGUAUUGUUCAGAGCGUGAUCCAAGAGGCGACGGGCGGCACUGCGUUGGCGACGGCGGCAGCGGCGGAGCACGACAAGAAAUGGCUGCCUGCACCGCCCUCCGCCCUCUCCGGCUACCAGCAGUCCCAGAGCAGGCCUCUUCAGUCCUUCGUUUACCAAAAAACAGAGUUGCUGUCACCGGACGAAAGAGCUUCGCCAGUAGGGCCAGCUCGAAUCCGGGCAAUGUGAGCAUCCCAAAGCAAUGGUACAACCUCGUCGCUGACCUGCCGGUGAAGCCGCCGCCACAGCUGCACCCACAGACCCACCAGCCGCUGGUCCCCAGCGACCUGGCCCCUCUGUUCCCUGACGAGCUCAUCAGGCAGGAGCUCACCGAGGAGCGUUUCAUCGACAUACCCGAAGAGGUCCGCGACGUCUACGAGCUCUGGCGCCCAACGCCACUGAUCAGGGCAAAGAGGCUGGAGAAGCUGCUUGGCACACCGGCGAAGAUCUACUACAAGUACGAAGGGACUAGUCCGGCGGGAUCGCAUAAGGCGAAUACGGCCGUGCCACAGGCAUUUUACAAUGCCGCGGCUGGGGUCAAGAACGUGGUGACCGAGACUGGCGCCGGUCAGUGGGGCAGCGCGCUCUCCUUCGCCAGCACCCUUUUCGGCCUCAACUGCGAGGUGUGGCAGGUGCGUGCGUCGUACGACCAGAAGCCGUACAGGAGGCUAAUGAUGGAAACAUGGGGCGCGAAGGUGCACCCGUCGCCGUCUGACGUGACAGAGGCUGGCAGGAAGCUCCUGGCGGCGGACCCGACCAGCCCAGGCAGCCUCGGGAUGGCCAUCUCGGAGGCAGUGGAGGUAGCUGCCACCAACGGCGACACCAAGUACUGCCUCGGCAGCGUGCUGAACCAUGUCCUGCUCCAUCAGACCGUCAUCGGUGAGGAAUGCCUGGAGCAGCUGGCGGCACUCGGCAUCACCCCGGAUGUCGUCAUCGGCUGCACCGGCGGCGGCUCCAACUUCGGCGGUCUCGCAUUCCCCUUCAUGCGCGAGAAGCUCGCCGGCAAGAUGAACCCGCAGUUCAAGGCCGUCGAGCCCGCCGCGUGCCCUACGCUCACCAAGGGUGUCUAUGCCUACGACUACGGCGACACGGCCGGGAUGACGCCGCUGAUGAAGAUGCACACCCUCGGCCACGGCUUUGUCCCGGAUCCCAUCCAUGCAGGUGGCCUUCGCUACCAUGGAAUGGCACCUCUGAUCUCCCAUGUGUAUGAGCUCGGCUUCAUGGAGGCUAUGUCCAUAAAGCAGACUGAAUGCUUCGAAGCUGCCUUACAAUUUGCACGGACGGAGGGCAUCAUCCCGGCGCCGGAGCCGACCCACGCAAUCGCCGCGGCAAUCAGGGAAGCGCUAGAGUGCAAGAGGACUGGGGAAGAGAAGGUCAUCCUCAUCGCCAUGUGUGGCCACGGCCACUUCGACCUUGCCGCCUAUGACCGGUAUCUGAGAGGUGACAUGGUUGAUCUCGCACACUCGGAUGAGAAGCUCCAGGAGUCUCUGGCCGACAUUCCCAAAGUAUGAUGCUACAUAGUGGUAGAACACAAUAAGAUGAACAAUGUGACUCUUGCUUGGGAGUCUAGGCACGUCAGGUUAAUCUGCUGGGGAAUAUGAGUAUGCGGACAAAUAAUUUGAUGAAUAAAUGGAGUUAUCCCUUUUGUAGCA